AUGGUGUUUCUCGAUUAUGCCUCGCGGCACUGGGGAGAGCAUCUCCAAGAUUUGGAAGAUUUGGAAGGAGACACAGAGUCUCUUGUUCAAUUCCUGAUCUUGGACGGAAAUCUCCGCGACGCUGCUAUUCAAGCAUUACAUUUCCGCAACGGGUUCGAGACCGACCUUUCGAAUGCCCUUUUCGAGGCCAUGCCCGCAAAGCAGACUGCAUUACACGUUGCAGCGUAUUGGAACUUGACCAGGAACUUGAAGACGUUGAUUAAGUCAGCACUCGACACAUCUCCAAAAGAUACCCAGGGUUGGACUCCUCUCCACUAUGCCUGUGCAAACGGUCACUUUGCUUCUGCCGAGCUUCUUAUAGAAAAUGGAGCAGAUAUUGACACCCCGGAUGAUCAAGGUUGGACCCCCCUGUUUUGGGCAUCAUUUACUGGAAGUCUGGAUAUCGUUCGUCUUCUGCUAUCCAAUCAUGCCAAGUAUACCAGACGCAGCAAGUCAGGAUCCACAGCAUUGCACUGGGCCAUAUCACGGGGGGAAACCGAGAUAGUCCAGGCGCUUCUACAGCACCAUCAGACACAAUUAUCACUUACUCUCAAGGCUGAUAUCCGGACGCUCAGCGUGGAUGAUGUGAGGCGACUCAGUACGCCAGUGGGCGUUUCGCCAAUACAAGUAGCGGCAGAAGCCAAACAUGCCCCCAUCUUUGAUUUGCUAGUUGUGUAUCUCCAGGCACCAGGUUCACGGGUGGGAGAUGAUGUUUUCGACAAGCUUUGGUCUAGAGAGAGUUUCAAAGUUCCUGUCGCCGAGAAUUCAUGGCGAAUGCUGUUGAAGUCAUCAAAGGGAGGGAAGUCAUCAAAGAAAACAAAGGCUCUCCUGUACAGCGCGGAAACAAUUUCGGGUCAGACCUACUUGGCGGAGGAUCCGAGGAAAUACUUCAAAAAUGAGUGGGUGGAGACAAGCCCAUCGGUGUGGAAAGCAAUAGUUCUUGGAUCUACCAUCCGCGAUGGAUACCUCAAUGCAGCUCGCUUGCUUAUCGAAACCGGUGUUGAUGUAAAUUUCAAAUCCAAGGAGGGAUCGCUGUUGCACAUCGCUGCAUGCCAAAAAGACACAAGCUUUGCACGACUUCUUCUAGAUAAAGGAGCAAAGCCUGAUCAACAAUUCGGAGCAGGUGAACUUGCGUUACACGUUGCUAUUCGUCAUGGAAAUUUGGAAACGGUGAAAGUCAUCCUCGCUAGCCCUCAUGAUGUGAAUAUUCGAGGUCACCACGGAACCCCUCUGCAUGUAGCUGCAGGUCAAGAAGACCCACGAUUCGCGCAACUUCUGCUCGAAAACGGGGCAAACCCUGAAAGCUAUGACUCUCAUGGAAGGAAUGCCUUGCAUCUUGCUGUAAUGAAUGGAUUCAUUGAGACGGCAAGGGCGAUCAUCGAUGGUGGUGCAGAUAUAAACCAGUUUUCGCUGCAAUUAGAUAGAAUAUUAGAUAUGGGACCUAUCCCCAGGUCAGAAACUUGCCUCAUGCUUGCUGUUUUGCUUGCCAACAAGGCCAGUGAAAAGCAGCAGGCCCUGGCUACCGAAAUGGCUCGCAUGCUGCUUUCUAAGGGAGCAGAUCCAACAUUACAAAACAGCGAAGGAGAGACAGUUUUGCACAUCGCCGCAAUGUGUGGGAUUCUAUCAUUCAUUGAUCCUUUGAUGGCCACUGGGUCAAGAGUUGAUACUGUCGAUAAUAUGGGGCGGACUGCAAUCCACACGAUGAUGCAAUUCGCGGAGGUGUGUUGGGAUGUGGAGGAAGUACGAAGAGCGCUGCAUCUUAUGCUUCAAGGACUACCUGAGCGCCCUGCAGCUUCACUUCUAAAUCAGCGAGCUUGA
This is a messenger RNA of Aspergillus oryzae RIB40, 1857 nucleotides long. Its product is annotated as ankyrin repeat domain-containing protein. The transcript has a single exon. Gene Ontology annotation, molecular function: protein binding. Gene Ontology annotation, biological process: regulation of gene expression. NCBI's taxonomy places the organism in Eukaryota, Fungi, Ascomycota, Eurotiomycetes, Eurotiales, Aspergillaceae. Gene Ontology annotation, cellular component: nucleus. The record is from RefSeq and is a predicted model, not a curated record. The coding region runs from base 1 to 1857 and encodes 618 amino acids.